AGAUUUCCUUGUCAGUUCUCGCGCGCUCUCCUCGUUCCCUCAAAUGGCGCCGGCGUUGGCGAACGCCGGGAGUCCGCACGAGCUGGGCUGGCAGCGGGAGUGUUGCAACCAGCCUGGAUCGUUUCCGAGCCACCCUUGAGUUCUGUUGAAACUGGAUGAAGAAAAAGAAUGGAUAUGGGUAACCAACAUCCAUCUAUCAAAAGGCUGCAAGAAAUACAAAAAGAAGUCAAAGAGUUUGAAUCUCAAGUAGUAGCCUUCAGUGGUUUGUCUAGUGAUAGAGCUUAUAAGAAAUUAGAAAGGACUUUGACUAAACAGCUUUUUGAAAUAGAUUCUGUGGAUGCUGAAGGAAGAGGUGAUGUUCAGCAAGCCAGAAAGAGGGCUGCCCAAGAAACUGAGAAACUGCUUAAGGAACUAGAGCAGAAUGCAAACCAUCCCCAAAGGCUGGAGAUAGAAUCCAUAUUUAAUGAGGCACAGGCAUUGGUGGAGCAGGAAAUCACUGCUUUUUAUAAAGGAGGCAACUGUGUAACUGAAGAAUUUGAAGAAGGUUUACAGGAUAUAAUUUUUAGACUCACUCAAGUAAAAACCGGAGGGAAAAUUUCUCUGCGGAAAGCCAGAUAUCGCACCCUGACCAAAAUAUGUGCUGUUCAAGAAAUUAUAAGUCGUUGUACAAAGCAGCAGCCUUCCCUGCCAUUGUCCAGUGAUGCACAUCCUUCCGUUUCCAAAAUUAAUUCUGUCAUAGGAGAUGUGAACAAAGCAAAAGGGACUCUUAUUGCUGUGUUAAUGGGAGUAAAUAACAAUGAGACCUGUAGACAUUUAUCCUGUGUACUCAUAGGUCUGAUAGCUGAUCUGGAUGCCUUAGAUGUAUGUGGCCACCCAGAAAUAAGAAACUAUCGUAAAGAAGUAGUGGAAGAGAUCAAUAGAUUGCAAAAAUAUCUGGAUCUGGAAGAAGAAGCAGAUUCCACUUAUGCUUAUGACUUGGCACAAAACGGAUCCAUUAUAAAAAUAGAAGACAUACGCAAGAACAUGAAAGAAGUUAAAGGUUCUUUAAAAAUAGAGAAGGCUUCAGAUUUGUAUCUAAAGUCAAAGACAGAACUGCAAGGGUUAAUCGCCCAGUUGGAUGAAAUAAGCCCAGGCAAUAAUCCUUGCAUCCGAGAAGCCAGGAGGCGAGCAGUGAUAGAAGUGCAAACCCUCAAUAACUUAUACUGACUUAAGGAGGCACUUCUUAAGCAACAAACCUUUAUAGAGCAACCAGAAACAGACGUCACAUCACAAAAAGCAAUUUGGAAUAUUCUUGGAAAUGUAGCUCAGAUUCAGCAAGAGGUGUUGUCUUUUGAUGGGAACAGAACUGAUAAAAACUACAUGCGGCUAGAGGAGCUCCUCACCAAACAGCUUCUAGCACUUGAUGCUAUAGAUCCUCAAGAUGAGCGCUCAAAAGUAUCCAGGAAACAGGCAGUGAAGCUUGCACAGAACAUUCUUUACUAUUUGGACAUGAAAACUGAUGAAUGGGAAUACUAAAAUAAUAUUGGUCUUGUGUGCUAGAUAUUGGUUUCUCUCUUGCACUUUAUAACAGUCUCUUAUAACUACAAGACUAACAGUUCCAUCAUUUGCUCAUCUCUUUGCGGUUGAGUAAAAGUUGGAUUGAGUUAAGCAGCAACUUUUUCCUGCUUGUGCAAUCAGGCAGUGAAGGCAGUUCAUGUACCAAUUAUGUUACAAUUUUUGUCAUAGCCUGUUUUUUGUUGUUUUUGCAUGAUUUGUGAAGAAAAAACUGCAUCUAAAACUGCAUCUCUAGCUGUUGCCUAAAGCUUUCAUAUAAAAUCCUACAUCAAGACAUAAUACAGUCUUGCAAAAUCAAAGCAAAACUAAUGAGAAAAUCCAGAGCAAAUGUCAGUCAGCCUUAAACCAGUUUAGAUGUUUGCAGUUGUCUGGAUCAAUCCAGUUGCAAUCCAAAGGAUUAAAUGCAAAUUACUCAUGGCUGUUUUGUGUGUUUGAUUUAAUCUUGCUGAUCUUUCAUCUGAGAUUUUUUAAUAGUUUGGCAUAAUAUGAAACAUGAACAUAUCUGAAAUAUAAAUAUAAAAAUUGUAAUUGCAUACUUUCUCAUGAUUUCCAUAGGAUUAUUUCUGAAUUAAAAGAGUUACAGUCAAUCACCUUGCACAUUCUGGAGUUCUCAUUAUGUAAACUAGAGGAACACCAGAAUAUAGAAAUGGUACUUUAAAGAUAGAAUGCACAGCAUAGGUUGAACAAUAUAUAUUUCCUGAAUUAUGGUGAACUUUUCAGUAAUCAAACAAUGAUCCUGAAUUUGGGAUCUUAAUAGCUAUAUUAAGAUAUUUCCUUUAAUUUUGUGAUGAUUUGGUAGGUAUUGGGCAACUUGUCAAACAUUCCUUUGCAUUUUUUAAGAUUGAUUCAUCAUUUCUUUUUCCAGACUAAGCUUGACACAAAUGUUACUUUUUCUAAGAUUUCAUAUGCUGCUGUUACAGUUUAGAGUGUUGUUUAAAACUAUUUUAUUUUUCUGAAUGGCUGUUCAUGAUUUAUGAAGGCGGCAGAUAUUUCUUUUGACUUUUUAAAAAUCUUUCAAUUCAUCAGAAUGACUAAACAUUUCAGAAAACAGAAUUGAAAAAGUAGAAGCAUUGCUAUGUUUUACUUUAACUAUGUUGAAUAGGCUACCUAUGCUAUUCCUGAGUAUAAAAGGAAAAGUUGCUUUAGUUUUUUAACGUUUUGUCCACCACUUUUGUCUUCACUGAAGUCUCAUAAUUAAUUAACAGUAUCUCAUAAUAUUUCUGAAUACACCAAUCUUAAGUCAGUUUAGCUCUAAUUUUUCCCUGUUACUUAUAAAUUCGGAAUAGGAGAAAUCAACAGCAAUCAUAUUUUUAGAAUGCAUUGUUAGUAUCAGCCAGAAACCUGCAGUUAAUUAAUAUGUAGAAUAAUAUGCUUUAAAUCCAUCUCCAUAUAGUAAUCCAACUUAAUGGCUUGUAGAAGAUUAUUUCUACAAUACAUGAUUAAUGCAUGCUGAGAUAUUACGUUGAUGUCUAUGAAUAAGGUUUUAGUAUAGAAUUAAAAGGCAUAAGGCUUAUUCUUGAGAAACAAGUGCCUUUUAAAUGACCUUUGAAUUGUAGCACCUUGUAGCUAUGAUUGCUGUAGUUGACUUCAUGGUGUUUCAGUGAAGCUUUUUUCUGUAGUAUGGAUUACUUAUCAGUUACAGCUUUUAAAAAGCUAUCAUAUUUGUAAGUCUCUACUGUGAUAUUAGCAAACGCCUAAAACUUUUGAUGAAAGCAACCUCCAUUUUACUUGGUUUUUCCCUGGCCCAAUCUCAUUGGCUCAAUCACUGAGUGUUUGUGUGUUUCAUUUCUGUAAGAUGUAAAAAGGAGUAGUAACUUAAUUUAUUUUCAAAUUAAUUUUGAUCUUGCUGCACAAAAAGGUUUUUUUAAGCUUGAGGUAUUUUUGUUGUCCUAAUAUUUUGGUGAAUCUAUGUCAAUUAACAGUUAUUAAGAAUCCAAAAUGGAUUCUUAAUAAGCAUUUUGGUAGCUUCAUCAUCUGUUACUUCAUUUUGUCCUUUUCUCAUUGCUUAAAAUGAUUACUUUUAACUGCUUGUACUGUUCUACUUUGGGGUCUUUAGUAAAUUGUUUCGCAUAUCAGAUUAAAAUAUUUUCACUUUCAUUGGAAGUUUUCAUUCUAGCUACAUGGGCUACAUGGGUUUUGAUCCCAACUCUGCACUGAUAGAGUUUCCACAUAAUUUGGAUUCCCCGCUAAUACAACUUUCAAAACAGUAAUACAAGUGUUUUUCUUCAAGCCCCCCCCCCCCCUUCUUCAACUUCCAUGUGGAAGCCAUUGCUUAUUUGGGUACUCUGAAAUGAGAUGGCAGAUUAGACAUGCAGUUUUUAGGCUACAAAUAAGUAUUUGGUUGUGUAUCUACUUGUCCCUCACCUCACAGAAAACUUUACCAGGAGAUACCUUUGUGAAAGGAAGAGAAAGAUGAUUACUGCUGAUACUUCUUUCUCUACCUCCCUGUAUUCCAUAAAAUAAGCUUCAGUAUUUGAGCAGCAGCAUUACAGUUGGUGUUGGGAACUAUAGCAGAAAUAAAGUUUAUAUUUAGAUUUAGUUUUUAUGCUGUUUACGCUUCAGAAACAGAUUCUUAAUAUUGGCUAGUAGUUACUAGCAUCUUGCAUGAAAAAAAAUCUGUUUUCAGUAAAUUCCAACUGUAGUGGAAGAGAAGAAAGUCUAGCAAUGAUUUGGGGAAUUUCAUGGUUUAUAAGAAUGGAAAACUGUAAAAACAGUUCAGAACUGUUUCCCUUAUGCAACUAAAGGCUAUUCUAUUUUGCACUACAUACAUUGUUAUUUUAACUUUAAAUUUUAUAUUAACCUUUUGCUCAUAUUUUACACAUAACUGCAGUGCUGUUAUUUUAAACUUCAACAGGUAGGCUUCUAGUACACAGGGACAUUCUUACAGUUCUCAUGACUCUUGCACCUUUUAAAAGCUGCAGGUUUUAAAGAGAAUGUGUAAUAAAAUUAUAGUAGAUAUUGUAAGAGCAUAAUUUCCCAUUUUUCUAUUUAAAAAUAAUCUCUGCAAAUUUAAGUGUGCUUUGCUGAUUUAUAUUAAGUUACUUGGUAUAACUUAUAAAUCUGAUUUUUGCAUGAAUAAAUAUGAAAAAGUAAGUAUGAUAAACCAAAAUGAAACAUUGUAAUUUGGUUUGUGCUUUUAAGAAUAUUCUUUUCUACUUAACAUGCAAGUAAGUUUCAGCACAUAUUUUCCAUUGCAAUGAUUUAACAGCUGAUUCUGUUCUUCUGCAUUGGACCAAAUCAGAGGUUUUUUAAAAAAAUAUAAAGGUUUCUGUGCAGUGCCAUAGUAUUUAGGGUAAGAAACAUGUAAUUCUACUCAAAUACAGUACAUCAUGAUUUUGAUUGUAUUGCUUUAAAUGUUUGUUGCUCUAAAUAGCUGUCUGAUAGCUUUCUGAUAUUUUUGCCAGCAACCAUGAAACAAUUUUGUUUUGAGCAGUUUGAAAUUAACUAUUCCAAUAUGAUUGGCAAACCAUUGUUAUCUGCUUUUAUAAUUAAGCUUUCUCUGGGACUAGACUGUAGUUGAUACAUAUUCUGUUGUAUGUUAAACUUGAGAACAAGCUACCACGUGGCUGGAACUUGCUGUUUUUGAAGAAGUGUGUUAUCUCAUUUUUAUGUAUUGCACUGUUCAGUAUAUACAGAUUUGGAAUCAAUAAUUAUUUGGAUGUUGCUUUCUUGACAAUUUA
Molecule: messenger RNA, 5234 nt
Organism: Thamnophis elegans (Western terrestrial garter snake)
Lineage: Eukaryota; Metazoa; Chordata; Lepidosauria; Squamata; Natricidae
Gene: BAG5
Product: BAG cochaperone 5
Biological process (GO): regulation of inclusion body assembly; protein stabilization; negative regulation of protein ubiquitination
Cellular component (GO): cytoplasm; nucleus; membrane
Molecular function (GO): protein-folding chaperone binding; adenyl-nucleotide exchange factor activity
Source: RefSeq, a predicted model, not a curated record